This is a messenger RNA of Spizellomyces punctatus DAOM BR117, 1815 nucleotides long. RefSeq lists its product as uncharacterized. Bases 12 to 1238 code for a protein of 408 amino acids. Lineage: Eukaryota; Fungi; Chytridiomycota; Chytridiomycetes; Spizellomycetales; Spizellomycetaceae. The transcript has 10 exons. The record is from RefSeq and is a predicted model, not a curated record. Gene Ontology annotation, molecular function: histone acetyltransferase activity. Gene Ontology annotation, biological process: regulation of DNA-templated transcription.
CAACAACCAAAAUGCAAGAAUCUGAACAUGCUCCUCUGCACGUUGGCACUUUGCAUCUCUGCAAAAGCUCCAGAGGCUCAACCUAUAGAGCAAAAAUUCUGGAUAAGCGGGAGGGAAACUUUCCGAAUACGUGUGAAUACUAUGUUCAUUAUUGCGACUGUAAGUAUGAUGACGGUCGACUGGAUGAGUGGGUAAGUGGGGAUCGUCUACACGAGGAAGAGCUAGCCGACGAGGCAGCCGAAAACUCGCGAUAUGGGAACGAUUUGGACGGUUCUCAUUAUAAUGACGGCCGCAAAAUGACGCGCAACACGAAGCGGAAGCAUAAGGAAGGCAACAACAAGAAUCCACAUGCUCUCUUCAAUGAGACUGAGCCAGAAUGCGAGGAGCGGCCAAAAAUCAAGAAUAUCGACAUUCUUCAGUUCGGUUCGGUUUUAAUGACUCCUUGGUAUUUUGCACCGUAUCCUGCUGGAGAGAAUGGGCAAUGGAGAGCUUUGUAUGUCUGCGAGUUUUGUUUUAAAUACAUGAAGUAUUCCAAAUCCAUAACAUGGCACAGGUCGCAUUGUAAACGACGCAAGCCUCCUGGACAAGUAGUCUAUGCAAAAGAAAGACUUCGGAUUUAUGAGGUCGACGGGAAAGCGGAGAAGCUUUACUGCCAGAACCUGUGCCUAUUGUCGAAGCUCUUUUUAGAUCAUAAAACGGUCUAUUACGACACGGAGCCUUUUUUGUUUUACGUACUUACGGAAUCAGAAGUAAUGAAGACGGACGUCGAUCAUGCUAUGGGAUAUUUCUCUAAGGAAAAGCAAUCAUUUGAGUCCUUCAAUUUGGCCUGCAUUCUCAUACUGCCGCCGUACCAGAGGAAAGGGUAUGGUCGAUUGCUCAUAGAAUUUAGCUAUGAGCUCUCGAAGCUGGAUGGAAAGAUCGGAUCUCCAGAACGCCCUUUGUCAGAUCUAGGUCUUGCUGGUUACAAAUCAUAUUGGCAGGCGGUCUUAGUUGAUAUUCUGUUAAACAACACCUCUACGAAAUGCUCCAUAAAUGAGCUAGCGCGAUUGACCAGCAUGGAUGAAGAAGAUAUCAUUUUCACCUUAGACACUAUGAACUUGCUACGAUUCUGCGACGUCUCCCAUACAAUUUGCAUCACACCAGUCAUGUUGGAAGAGUUUCUCAGGAGCAGCAAGACGAAGUGGGAAAGAUCCGUCGAUCCAGAGUGUGUCAACUAUGUCCCUCUAGCAAACCGUUGAACAUUUGUCAUAUCCAUGAGAUGCCAUUGUGUAAGAUUACAAGAUGCUCUAUUGUAUGCAAAAUCUAUGCGUGGGGUGUCUGUUACUGGGCCGUCUUCUUCUCUCGAUUGUGUGCAGCUUGCCGAAUCAAUGCCUCGAUGAAGGAAUGUUGCUGCGCGUUCAAGGCCUGUCUGACGAGAGACGCUGACUCCGGGUUCCCCGCCAGCCGCUGCAUCGUCCUUUCAAAUUCGGCACUAUGAGCCAACAUUUCAAGAUAUUUAUCGUCAUCGUCGAGGACGUCACAAUCAUCAUCUAAUCGCUAUGUUAAUACUUCUAUGCAUCUGAAUAACGAUGCAUUUAAUGCCAUUACCAGGUGCAUCCGUGAAAAAGAUCUCUGCGUCCUCAUCUUCUUCCACAUCCUGCUCGUCUUCGUCGUCCAGACCCUCGGCAUACAUUUUUUCUUCUGCUUCUCUUGCUACAAGUAUAUUAGACUCUAUAUAGAAACGUGCCGCGAAAUCAAGCUACUCUACCUUGUAUGGCUUCUGGAUAUGAUUCAAACACCUGCAGAACACAAAGAAGAACCUGAGUCCAGCCGGGC